Messenger RNA from Chilo suppressalis (striped riceborer), 1773 nucleotides. Lineage: Eukaryota; Metazoa; Arthropoda; Insecta; Lepidoptera; Crambidae. The record is from the annotation of a GenBank genome assembly.
AUGGCAAAAGGCAACCAUCAUGCCAUAAUAAAAGAAGAAGAAGACUUAGGUUGUUUAAGUCGAAAAGUUGAAAAUGCACUUCACAAUUUCAAAGUGCAAAAUGAUACUUUGAAAACAUUGUUUCAGGCUGAUACAUUAUCAUUGUGUUAUAUAUGCAAAAGAAUGGCCCAACAUGCUGAGCUAUUCAUACAAAAUGUACAGAGCAAUCAAAUACUAUUGGCGAACUUUCACAAUUUGAUGGAUUGCACAUUUCAAAAUAUCAGAGAUCAGAUUGAACCUGUGAUAGAAUUAAAGCAUUUUCCUCUGGAUAUGAUACAGUUGAGUGGAAAUCCAUCUGAUGAUGUUGAUGAGCCUUACUCUGUGAUGUAUAGUGGUAGUGUAGCUAAAGCUAUGAAUAUAAAACAAGAGAUAAAAGAAGAGAACGGAGAUAUGUCUGAUCAUUUGGAAGGCGAAUUUGUUGACAAUGAUGAAUUUCAUGAAACACUCAUCAAAGGUGAAGAUGAGUUUCAAAUCAAAGCACUGUUGAAAGAGGAGGUGGAAUCCGAUGAUGUUGAUUUAAAAUACCUCAAAGAAACUUUGAAAAAGAAGAAAGUAAAGAAAAGAAUCAAGAAAUCAACGGAAGUAGACAAGAAAGACACUAAAAAGGCUGUAGAGAUACCCAAAACAAAACAUGUAUUUAUAACAAUGGAACAAUGUAUGGAGGAACGAGCCAAGAUGAUGCAGGAUACAAGAUAUUUAAAUUGUCUAUAUAAGUGUGAGAAAUGUAUUAAAGGUUUCAAUUAUAAGCCUAGCUAUGAGGAACACAUGCAGAAACAUAGUGAGAAAAUGGGUGAUUAUGUAUGUGAUAUUUGUACGCAACGGAGGCCGACUGAAGAGAAAUUGCAAAGCCACAGGCAAUACCACCAACGUCGUUACAAAUGCAUCGAGUGUGAUCUCGUAAGGGUCAGCAAGAUAACAAUAAAGGAACACUACACUGCCACACACUGCUUCGGUUACUUCCAGUACAACUGCCCACACUGCCCUAAAGUUUUCACACGUCAAGUGUCACUAAGGAAACACAUAUGUUACUGUCACACGCGCAAAAGUCGUGUUUCUUGCCCGUACUGUCCCAAGACAUACGCCAAUAAGGAAUCCCUGAAGGUACAUAUUAUGGGAUGCCACGAGAAAGACGAAAGUGCAGGUGUUAAGAACAAACCGCACGUGUGUUUAGAGUGCGGUAUGAGAUUCAGUACCCCGUCGUCACUGAAGAACCACAGCAUAAAGCACGUGAGGACCCGCGACUUUUAUUGCGUGGAAUGUGACAAAAGUUUCAAAUCAGAUGCCGUUCUAAAACAUCACUUGAAAACAGCCUUACCUCACAUCAGUUACUUGGAAUUACCGUUGGCGUGCCUGCAUUGCGACAAACGUUUCGCCAUCAAAAGGGACUUAGAGAGGCACAUGAACAGAAUUCAUUUAAACAUAAGACCGCACAAAUGCGACAAAUGCGAUAAGGCUUAUGUGAACAAUUGGUCGUUGAGGGAGCACAAGAAGAUUGUCCACGACGGCUACCAGAGACCCCGCAAGUAUCCUUGCACUAUGUGCGAUAAAGUGUUCGAUCGUCAACAAAUACUCAAGAGUCACAUACGAACACACACCGGAGAACGCCCCUACCAUUGCACCAAAUGUUCGGCUCAGUUCAGCCAAGCCAAUGUACUGGCAACACACAACAGACUGAUACACUUGAAACUGACGAGAAACGGCAAACCUAAACCUGGCAUUGUGAAAUCUGAAUAA